AUGAUCAAAACGUUGUUCGUUACUGUUGGGUCGACUGGCUUUGACAAGUUAAUUAGCCUUGUAACAUCAUCACUUUUUCUCAAAGCAUUAUAUUCCAAGGGGUAUAAAAGAUUAAAAAUUCAAUGCGGUACGAGUAUUAAGAUCUAUAAUGAGGCGAUCCAAUGUAUACAAGAUAUUGAAAUGGAGAUCGUUGGUUAUGAUUUUAAGUCUUCGUUAAAACAAGAUAUGAUCGAUUCAGAUUUAAUUAUAAGUCACGCAGGUUCGGGUUCUAUCCUUGAAUCCCUACGUUUACAAAAACCAUUAAUCGUUGUGAUAAAUGAGACCUUGAUGAAUAACCAUCAAGUCGAACUUGCUAUUGAAAUGCAAAACAAAGGAUAUCUUGUUUGCGGUUCCAUAAGCAAUCUUCUAGAAAUUUUUAGAUCAGAUGCAUUCAAUAGUUUAACUCCUUUCCCAGAACCUGAUGAAACGAUUUUUGCAGACAUUUUGAAUGAAGAGAUGAUGUUAUAA
Messenger RNA from Acaulospora morrowiae, 507 nucleotides. Lineage: Eukaryota; Fungi; Glomeromycota; Glomeromycetes; Diversisporales; Acaulosporaceae. The record is from the annotation of a GenBank genome assembly.